CCCACUCGAGGUGGAGGUGGACGAAACUAAUAAGAGCACCCGUCCCUCCCCCGUCGCCGAACCCAAUCAAUCCCCUGCCCCAAAUCCCCCAGCCCCAAACCUAAUUCGUAGCCCCAAAUCGCCGCCGACCCCAAACCCAAUUCCCGGUCCCAAAUCGGCGAGGCGACCGUCGAUGACGAUGAAGAGGACGCGAGCGGCGCAGUCCGGCCAGAAGCUGCGAUUGUCUGUCCCUGGAGAGUACCCUUGUGUGAGGCGGCUGCGUCACCGGCGUCUCCUCGCCUUCCUCUGGCUCCAAGGCCACGGCUCUACCUUCGUCGCGAUGUUGAACCACACAAACUCCUACUUUUGCGUCUUUCAUCUAGUGCACCUCGUGUCCCAGGGCCACUGGACCAAAGCUUUGGAUUACAUCUUCCCUCGCUUCCUGCCGCUGGAGCCCCCUUGUACGCCCAGCCUCGAGGCCAGUGUCCUCGUCAAGUUUCUUCGCGUCCACCACUUGUUCCAGAAACUAGUCUGCUGCAAGUUUUCUCGGGACUGGAGACCCAUGUGGGCUAAAGCAGCUAAGAUCGUCGGGGACUUGGCUAACAGGACCCCAGAAUUCAAAGACCGGCUGCUACUGCCGGACGGCCUGAUGGGUCCGCAGAACGUACUCCCCAUCGGCUUCGGCUUUGCUCCUUUCCGACGGAGGCGGCACAUCAACAAAUGUACCCAUCCUACCACAAAGCAUGCACGUCAAGAACAUAACCGCCGGAUAGCUUAUAUCUAUCUUGAGAAGAGGACGAGCAUGCCUUCUUCCAGCCACUGCAGCCAGGAGUUGUCACCUGAAAUCUUUGCUAAGGCGCGGGAUGAUUGGUUUCAGAUAAUUUUUGAGGAAUGUAUUAAAGCUGCUACACACCUGGAGCGUAAUCAAGGGUGCGUGCUUCAAUCGAGUGCGAGGGAAGGUGCUUCUGUUACUGGAAAUUCCCAGCCCCAAAUCGGCAAAUGUCCCCAACCCCAAACACAAUCCCCAGUCCCAAAUUGGCGACCGUCCAAGAUGAUGACGAGAACGCGAGCGGUGGUGUGUGGCCAGGAGUUGCAACUGUCUGUCCCUGGAGAGUACCCCUGUGUGAGGCGGUUCCGUUACAGGCGUCUCCUCACCUUCCUCAGGCUCCAAGGAUAUGGCUCCACCUUCGUCGCAAUGUUGAAGCAGACAAACUACUACUUCUGCGUCUUUCAUCUGGCGCGCCUCGUGUCCCAGGGCCUGUGGAACGAAGCCUUGGAUUACAUCUUCCCUCGCUUUCUACCGCUGGAGCCCUCUUCACCGCCCAGCCUCGAGGCCAGUGUCCUUGUCAAGUUUCUCCGCGUGCACCUUUUAUUUCAAUUGGAAGUAGCCAGUAAGAUUUCUCAGGACUGGAGGCCCAUGUGGGCUAGAGCAGCAAAGAUUGUCCGGGAUUUGGCUAACAGAACUCCAGAAUUCAAAGACCGUUUGCUACUGCCGUACGGCCUGAUGGGUCCCCAGAACAUACUCCCCAUCGGCUUCAGCUUCGCUCCUUUCCGACAGAGGCGGCACGCCAAGAAAUGUACCCAUCCUACGAGCAAGCAUGCACGUGAAGAACAUACCCGUCGCCUAGCUAAUAUCUAUUUUGAAAAGAGGAUGAGCCUGCCUUCUUCCAGACACUGCAGCCAGGAGUUGUCACCUGAAAGCAUAGCUAAGGCACGGGAUGAUUGGUUUCGGAGAAUUUUUGAGCAAUGCAUUAAAGCUGCUACAUGCCUGGAGAUCAAUCAAGGGUGUGCUCUUCAGUCGAGUCCGUGGGAAGGCACUCCUGUUACUGGCAAUGUGAUAAACCCUAGAUUAUCUUCGGUCCCAUUAACAACUGAUGCAGGUUCUGCAAUCUCCCAGACUAUGUUAAAUUCUGAGGUCACAUCUACUACAAAUGCAGGCACCUGUGAAGAAAUAUGUUUUUCCGAGCGUGCUUGUCAGGGUUCCCAUCUAAGAAAGAGGUCAAUGACAGAACAGGUGGGGGACUAUUUAGCUACAAAAAAGCGACUCACUACUGGGGCCAAUGGUGAAGCAAGCACAGAUAAAGAAGUUUGUUUUACCAGAAGUGUUUGCCAGGGUUCUCAUUUAAGAAAGAGACCAAGGGCAGAAAUGACGGAGGACUAUUCAGCUACAAAAAGGCAACUGAUAACUGGGAACAAUGGUCAACUGAUAACUGGGAACAAUGGGCAAUGGUGAAGCAAGCAUGGGCGGCCCUGGGCGCGCGACGAGGUAGCACGGGCGGCGUGAGGGGCGCGGGGCGGGGCGGCGUCCAGGCCAGGCACGGCCCAGGGCGCGCGAGGCGGGGGCGGGACUGCCCCGGCGCGCGACGAGGUGCGCGGCGAGGCACGGGGCAACGCAAGGGACGCGGGGCGGGGCUGGGCGAGGCACGGGGCGGCGUCCAGGCGAGGGUGCGGCCCGGGCGGAGCUGCAGCCGUGCGCGGCUCCGCAGCGGCGUGGGGCGAAGCUGCAGCAGCGCGGCGCGACCGUGCCCGCGCGCACGGCUAGCUCCGCCCCCGCCUCGUGCCUCGUGCAGCAGGGCGACCGUGCUCGCGCCGGCGUGGCGAGCGGCCAGCGCCCGUGCACGCGCCCUUGGCCGUCGCCCUGCGCGUCGCCGUCGAUGAGCUUUGCCGCCGAAGCUCGUUUUGGCAGUGGCAACUUCCGGUAGGGAUGAAAAAAAAAAAGGAGGACUCGGUGCCAGGGUGCUCCAUGCGUGGGCGACGGUGGCAGUUGGCCAGGCCAGCCAAACUCCGGUGGUUAUUCCGGCCAUAUCCAUGGGAAAAAGAAGACAGGGGAGAGAGAAGAUGUCGGAUCAGGUGGAUAAAAACGGACGUGCGGAGCCAUGCGAAACCGUCCGGGCAGACGCAAAGGCCACCCAAAUUUAGGACGGGUUUGGGUAGCUCCGAACAAUAAUUGAUGGCUUUUUGGGUAUGGGUAUCCCCGUUGGGUGCUGUUUUUACCAAAACGGAUGCUUGCGGACCAGAUGAGUCGCAGCGUUGGAGAUGCCCUAAGUCUUACAAGAAAAGAUGAAUGAGCAUACUUAAGACACGUUAGUUAAAAGGCCGCCCUGCCCACGGCUGGCGCCCUCAAGAAUCCAGUGCAAGAAUGAAAUACAGUCAAUGAUAUCUAAGCUUGGACAAGCUGGCAAGGGGUGGUGAGCGUUGAGAUCCAAGCUCCAACCGUCCCACAUGCCCACAUGAAAUUUAAAACAAACUCGAUUUUUAGUAGAUCUAUUGCAGCCGACGUGCUCUAGUGUCAAAGUCCAACCCAACCCACAUGUACUUGUAGACACAUAGUCUGACGUACGAGUGAGCUUCAAAUUUUCCCCUUUCCAUCAUAUUCAGUGCAAACAAUCUCACAUAAGCAAUGAGUGUGCUGCCAAGAAAACUAUGGUGUUGUCCUGAAAAAUAACACGAGUUUUCAGUUUUUUUUCUUCCAAAUGUCACUACACAGUAUGAGUACUGCGUGUGUGUGACGACUUAUGAUGAAGAUCAUUGUACACCAACAAGGUUGACGCGCCAAUAUUUGUUUUAUAGGUUGGGCCACCUUGUUGAAGUGCAACUUAAUCGUAUAUUAAAAGUUGAUGAAGGUGUUAGAAAUAGGAUUAGCUUAAGUCUUAAGCUAACUAGGUAGUUACUUUUGUCCAACAGCCGUGUCUCUUCGAAGGGACACAACCUUGUAAACCGCCUUUAUUGGUGCCUGUUCGCUGGGUAUAUAUACCCCUCAAUCAUCAAUGAAAUCAAGUGUUCAUCUCUCAA
Messenger RNA from Lolium perenne, 3771 nucleotides. RefSeq lists its product as uncharacterized. The record is from RefSeq and is a predicted model, not a curated record. Lineage: Eukaryota; Viridiplantae; Streptophyta; Magnoliopsida; Poales; Poaceae.